Messenger RNA from Drosophila eugracilis, 5065 nucleotides. It is a transcript of the gene Myc, whose product is annotated as myc protein. The coding region runs from base 718 to 2931 and encodes 737 amino acids. Gene Ontology annotation, biological process: regulation of transcription by RNA polymerase II. The record is from RefSeq and is a predicted model, not a curated record. The transcript is spliced from 3 exons. Gene Ontology annotation, molecular function: protein dimerization activity; DNA-binding transcription factor activity, RNA polymerase II-specific; RNA polymerase II cis-regulatory region sequence-specific DNA binding. Lineage: Eukaryota; Metazoa; Arthropoda; Insecta; Diptera; Drosophilidae.
AAACUAUCUAACUUGCUAUUUGUGUGGCGUCGCGUGUUCAUCGCGAGUACAUUUCUCUCUUCGCUCUGUGGAUUUGGAUUUUUGGCUGUUUUCCGCCCGACAAAAAAACCCAAACACAUUUAAAUAGUCUUAUAUAGUAAAAAAAAAAAUAAAAUUAAACAUAAAAAAAGGAAAACCCUGAAGAUACAUAACUCUACACACACCAAUAUACCACACACACACCUAUAACAACAACAGUAAAGAAAAAUAAAAUGCCACAUAAAAGUUAUAAAAGUGCUAAAUACGCAGAAAUACUCCAAGAUCCCUGAAUUCAAAAGAAAAACGAAAAAAGUACCGCGUAAAAUAUAUAAAUCAAUGCAAAUGAAAAACAAAAACUUGUGAAAAACUGGAAAUAUUAAAAAAAAAUCUCUAAGAAAAAAAAGCAAGUGAAAAAUAAACGGGAAGAAUUUUUUUUGGUGUUCCUUAUUUUGGUGUUUUUUUUUGCGACCGUUUUGCCCCCUUUUGACGCAAAAAGUGCGCAACAACACUUGUGAGACGGCGGGAACGGGGUAGAAAUAGAUAUAGCCGAAACCGACUGGAAAGCAAAAAAGAAACUAACCAAAUUGGAUUACAAUUAAACUGAAUAGAGAGACGGAUACGAGAACGCUGUUCAAAGAGACAGCCGAUAAAACUCAGGAACAUUUAAGAUAUUUAGUAAUCAAACCAGAUUCUGACACAAUGGCAUUAUCGACUAAUUCCCUAUUGGAUGGAUUGGAUGAAGUAGAUCACAUGAUGUCCUUCCAAUUUGAUAACGUAUUGGAUAACGAUUUGUUUUACCACGAUGAAGCAUUAGAAGCAAUGUCCACAAUUAAAAGUGAUGUGGAGAGGAUCGGUGAUAUGGUAUUCGGAAGCUUAAAAACCGAGGAAGAUAUUAAGCCAGAGAUCCGGAAUGGCGAUUGUAUGUGGUCGUCAAAUGUUGCCUGUUUGAGCAUCGGCAACGCGGCAGCCAACCGUUCUGGUAACAACAGUGCAGCCUCGUCGUACAGUGAAAGCAAUGCCUUACCGUUGUCUAUGGUUUCUGGCUUCACAAAUCCCUAUAGUCUAUAUUUACAAUCACAGACGACGGAUGGUACAUCUGAUACCUACAGCCCCAUAACCAGCCAGUCAAAUAAGAACCAGGUUGGUGGUAAUUCCGAUAGUAUACCAAUCAUUAUGCCGACCAUUAAGAAAGAAAUCAUUGAUACGGACUAUAUGUUCAGCCAGAAGCGCCGGCGUUUGAGUGGUGGCGAUAAGAAGUCCCAGAUUCAGGACGCAGAUCAAUUGAUACCGCCCGGUGGUAGUCUCCUCCGCAAAAGGAAUAAUAACCUAACAACAUUGCCCAUACGCAAAAUAGAAGAGCGCUUGAAUGAUAACAUAAAUUACCUGAGACCCGAUACACCUCAUAGUCUUACCGAUGAAGUGGCUGCACCAGAAUUUAGACAUAGUGUAGAUUUGCGUGCCUGUGUUAUGGGCAGCAAUAAUAUCUCGCUGACCAACGAGGAUAAUUUCAUUAAUCAAAUUAGCCGGGAUCUUCAGAAUGGAAAGGAUCAGAUACCCUCACGUUUCCCUACACCGGCAUUAAACGAUCUCCUUGAUGUGCUCAACCAGCAAGUUAAUUCAACAAACAGCCAACAGCAAUCGAUGUCCAAUAGCCUAGAUAUGGAUGAACAACAGCAGGCGAUCGAUAUUGCCACUGGUUCGACCACAGUGACCUCUCCACCGUCGACCGGUUCUGAUAGCGAUUCGGAUGAUGGUGAAUCCCUUAGCUUUGGACUGCGUCAUCAUCGCAGUACCAAGACAAGCAACAACAACGCCACCACCGCCAACAGCAGCAGCAACAACAACAGCAGUAGCAACAACAAUAACAACAACGGAAUCUACAUGAUGCACAUCAGCGAUCACAGUUACACGCGCUGCAACGAUAUGGUGGACGAUGGACCCAAUCUUGAAACUCCUUCCGAUUCCGAUGAGGAAAUCGAUGUGGUCUCGUACACGGACAAGAAGCUGCCCACGAAUCCCUCGUGUCACGUUAUGGGCGCCCUGCAGACCAAGAUGGCCCACAAGAUAUCCAUUGAUCACAUCAGGCAGAAUCCGCGCUACAACACCAACUACAAUCUGCCGUACACGCCGGCCAGCAGCAGUCCCGUUAAAUCCGUAGCCAACUCUCGCUACCCAUCGCCAUCGAGCACUCCUUACCAGAAUAGCUCAUCUGCUUCGCCAUCCUAUUCGCCGCUAUCCAUGGACUCAUCAAAUGUCAGCUCUAGCAGCUCCAGUUCCAGUUCGCAUUCGAGUUUCACCAUCACCAAUCCGAACACCAAGGGACGCAAGCGAACGUGCCUGAAGACACCAGGAGGUGGAAUCACCUCUAGCAUGGUACUGCCGGGUGGUGGCAUGCAAAACAACAACGCCAUGAUGACCAAAAAGUGUCGCGGCAAGAAGCUGGUUAACUCUUCGGCCUUGUCUUCGGGCAGUAUAUCACCGAUUUCGGGUGGUCAGGAUACUGAUCCAAUGGAUCGCAACUGGCAGCGACGCAAUGGCGGAAGCAAUGGUAUGGCUUCCAGUGCCAGCACAAGCAGCAGUGUCCUCCGGAAGGACUUUGUUUUGGGUUUGGACGAGGCUGAUACGAUCGAGAAGCGUAAUCAGCAUAAUGAUAUGGAGCGCCAGCGUCGCAUUGGCUUAAAGAACCUCUUUGAGGCUCUGAAGAAACAGAUCCCCACCAUUAGGGACAAGGAGCGGGCUCCGAAAGUGAAUAUACUGCGCGAGGCGGCCAAGUUGUGCACUCAACUGACCCAGGAGGAGCAAGAGUUGAGUAAGCAACGCCAGCUGUUGAGCAUGAAGCUCAAGCAGCAACAGGAGAUCCUUGCCCGCUACAAGCUGGUGAAAACCGAACCGCACUCCUCGGUCAGUGGAUAGUGUUGUCUCGUACUAUCGGCUUAAGGCGGCGGCGUAGAGCUAGGUACCUCAUAGUAACCUAAUUUUUCUUUUUUUUUUUUUUGGCCUUGAUUUUUCUUUUUGAUUUACCUUUGAUUUGAUUCGUUCUUGACCUUAAGCCUUUGAUAUAUAUAUAUAUGUAGAAAAUAGGAUUUUUUUUUCUGUGGAGAACUUCAAUAUCAGCUAGUAGGUUAUAUAAUAUAUUUAAAGAUUUGCUUGCUUUUUUUUUUUUUUUUUGUACCAUUCAACAGGGAGGGAGAAGGUGUAACUCUACCCAUCUCUCUCUACAAGUGAUUUAACAAAUUUUAUUUGUUUAAUGUGAUAUAUAAUAUGAUUUUCUUUCCGCGCGAAUCGAUUUGGCAUGGAAAUUAACGAGAACCGGUUUUAUGGAAUCAAGAUGAAGUGUUUUUUUUUUCGCUGCAUAUAUUAAAAAUUACACUAGGAUUAGACUUAAGACUUAGGUUUUAGGUAGGGGGGGGGUCCCUGUAUAUAUAUAAUAUAACAUUAUUCUUUAGGUUAUAUUAUAAUUAUUUUUUUGAAUUGGCUACUUAACCAUGAAGUAAACAAAAAAAAAGUAAGGGAAAACAUGAUUAACACAACAACUACAAAACAAACAAAAAUAAGGACAAAGAACCAAACAAUGAAAACUGAAAGUAAAAGUGAAGAAAGAUAGAGAUAGAGCAUAGAAAGCGAGCGAGCGAGAGAGAUAGAUAGAAGAGUGAGGAGAAAUACAAACAAACAAACAAACAAACAAACGAAAAGGGAAACACAAAAAGAAAAACAAAAACAAAAACGGAUACGGAAAACAGACAAAAGUUACAACGAAAGAGCCACAAAGAGGAGAUAGAUGGAGCACACAAAAUCGGAAGUGAGAGAACGAUGAUGGAGAGAGAUAUAUAGGAAUAUAUUAGUAUAGCUAAAAGUAGAAUUUUUGGUUAUAAAAAAAAAAAACAAAUACCCGAACACACAAAAUGGUUCCAAAAAAAAAAGUACUUCUUGACGAAGCAAUAAGCGGGAACCCUAUAUAAUUCGACCCUGGUUGGCUAGUUUUACCUAGAAGAACUACUAACCACUUUAUAUAACUAUGGGUAAACAUUUUUUACAUGCGCUUUUGAGUCCUAUAUCUUUAAAGAGGCGCGCAUCCUUGCAGCAGUAAAACCCCAACCUACUAUAUCUGCAUGAAUCACCUUAAUGCUUUUGCUUAGAAACCCAGAUAUCCCAAUGCUAUAACCCAUUUAUAUAAAUAUAUGUAUAUUUAUAUAUAUAUAUAUAUACAUAUAUUUAUAGACCUGUUAAAUGACGCGAAGAAGAAAGGGAAAACGCUUUUUAUAUAGUUAGACCCCAAAAACAAAACAAAAUAACUUGAACUCUACUGCCUAUAUUGAGAAAAUACAUUUUAUUUGCUAUGAAGAUUCAAAUAUGAAUACAGUUAUAUAAGUGUACAUAUAUAGGAACCUUUUUACAAUCAUUAUCUUUUACUAUAUAUAUAUAUAUUUUUUUUUGCUAGGUAUAUAUAUAUAUAAAUAUAUAUAUUUUUUAACUGAUAACUAUGCAUAUGAAAUGCGCAAAACUUAACGAAAACAAAACGGAAUUAAGAAAACUUUAAACUAUUUAAUAGUGCUAAAUCUAAACGAAAACCUCUCUUGAAUAGCUGAUAUAUAUAUAUAUAUAUAUGAAUAUAAAUAUUAAUAAGAAGUGAGAGAGCGAAAGAGUGGAGAAAUUGGCUGCAAAGUUUGUGAUUGGAGUUUAGAGAGAUAUAUACACCCACGACCCAAGACCCAAGAGAACUCAAACUUUUGUGAGCUGUUUAACUGUCGAUUUUUUGCUAAUAAGUUAUGGCCUCUCGGCAAUAUGUUAUAAUAUAGAUAUAUAUAUAUGUAUGAUAAACGAUUAUAACAAUUGUUUACACGCAUCUAAAUAUCAACUAAAAAUAACUACUACUAAACUAAAGGACUUGGAGGAUAAAUUAAGGGAAUGCGAAUGAAGUUAAAUUAGCGCAUGAUGAGAGAUGAUGUGAGGGAGGGAGGUAUGUAGGAGGGAAACACGAACGCGAUUCUAUGGAAAUGUCAACUGUUAUUUAGGUUUAGAAACAGAAAAACACACAUGAUAUGAUGAC